Cannabis sativa is the source of this 3698-nucleotide messenger RNA. RefSeq lists its product as uncharacterized. The coding region runs from base 134 to 3136 and encodes 1000 amino acids. The record is from RefSeq and is a predicted model, not a curated record. Lineage: Eukaryota; Viridiplantae; Streptophyta; Magnoliopsida; Rosales; Cannabaceae. The transcript is spliced from 11 exons.
AACCGAAGGAACCGAACUGAAGUUGAUUUGAGUCCGAAAUUGCAGAACCCGAAUCUGCAAACUAUAAUAAACCAAAGCGCAAAACAGAGGCGUACCUGGGAGAAAACGGACACCCGAACCAGAGCCCUCACCUAUGGCAGACGAUGACGACGAUGAGGGCUUUGGGGACUUCAAAUUCGCUCCAAUGACUCCUGUUCAUACCGCCUCCUCUAUUACCACCAAUCUGAAGACCAGCUCCUCCACUGAUUUAUUCUCCGACGAUGAUUGGGGCGACUUCGUAACCACCCCUUCUAAUCAGAUCAAUGGUGGAUUUGAGUUCUCCAAUGGAACAGCCGUUCAUUCGUCUUUUAGUCCUUCCCAGAACCAAAACCCCUUGGACCUUUUUGGGAAUUCAGUGGAUGGUAAUGAAUCUACGAUGUCUCGGGUUGAAUCGGUGCCUAGUGGAGCCGAGUUGGCGAAGGUUCAGUGGGUUAAACCUCAGGGAGCUAUUCCGUUAUCGUUGUUUGGGGAGACUGAGGAGGAAGACAAUAAUUCUGCUGCAGCUCAGCCUACGGUUGGUGAUGGUGCAGCCUCGUUCUUUCAUAAGAAAGAUGAUUGUGACAGAAAAGGUUUGGUUCUGAAUGGGGGAGUUGGUAUUAAUGAUUUAAUUGCGAAUUUGUAUAGUCAGAGUCCGCGGAUCAAGGUUGAAAAUGGAUCGCAUCCGAAUUCAAUUUCUGAUGGGGCGACAACGAAAUCUAGUAUGAAUGUUGAAGGCCUGGUAUCGAAAACUAAUGCGUUUUAUUGGCAACCUAAUGGAUUGGAUUCCGCUUUUCACGAUACGGAUCCGAAGUCAUCAAAUAAAUUAGAUUCUAAUAUUGGUAGCGGGAAGUUCAAUUCCAAUGGGCUGAGUUCGGAUUUGGUAGAAGAGGGUGAUAAUAUUGAUGAUGUUGAUGAAGAUGACGAUGAUGGUUGGGAAUUCAAAGGCGCUGAUGCUAACAAACAGGAACAACGGGUUGUUGAAAUGCCACAGCCGAAGGUGGAAGCAGCUAUGGAGAAUGACCGGGAAUUUAAGGUUGACGAUGGAGGACGGUUAAAUGUUGAGGAAUCCAUUACUGCAGUAGAGUUUAACAAUGGUGCAUUUGGUCAUGUUGAUAUGCUUACUCAGCUCAGUGAUAAGCCUCAUAAAGCUGAUAAUUCAUUGUUUGAUUUCAAUCCAAGUUUUGCCUCUCCAAAUGAUUUUUUAUGGGAUUCACCAUCUACAAGUGAGAAGAAUCAUAUGGAGAUUGGAUCAAAGUUUCCUACAGUUGGUGAACGGGGAAAUUCUAAUGAAAACUUUUGGCAAUUUAGGGAUGCAUUUUCUGAAGUUGGACCAGAGCCUAAGUUGGAAGCUGCGAAGGUUGCUAAUCCAGCAGAUUUGGGAGGACAAGCAUUAAAUGGACAUGGUGCUGAUGGCACUAUUGAUUUUUUUUCUGUAUCUGAGGCUUUACCCAAAACUGGGGGAUGGGACUUUGAGUCUACUUUCACCUCAAGUUCUGCAAUUGAAGAUAGUAUUAUACCAAAUUUACAUUCUAGUAGCAUGAAAAAUGAUAUGGGAAAUGGAGCUUGCUCUUCUGCAGAUGAUAAGAAUGAUGAGUGUGAUGACAAUGAUUGGGACUUUCAAGAUGCCUCUUCAGAAACUGUGUCAAAGCUUGAGGGAGAUUCAGUGUUUGGUCCUGAUCAUACUGCUAAUAUGAUUCCACCUGUUUUUAAUGGUGCAAAUCAGAAGAAUGAAGUCAAGCUAAAGAGUCACGAAGCCUUGCCGCUGUCCAUUUUUGGUGAUGAAGAACUGGAGAAUGAUUCUUCCCAAUUUCCAAAAGAUGUUUUGAUGCAAAAACCAACAUCUUAUCCUAGUUAUAAUAGUAAUAAAGCUCUUGGUUCUAAUUUAUCUAUCAAUGAUUUGAUAUCAAGUUUAUAUAUUCAAGCUGCUGAAAACACUUCUGUCAGUGAUACACCAGAAGUAAGUGAAAAUGGAAUGCCUGUUUCCCUUAGACCGUUGGAAUCUGAUAUUCUCAACAAUGACGACGAUUUUGAUGAUGAUGCUUGGGAAUUUAAGGAUGCUGUUUUGGAUACCCAAGAUCAAAACCAAACUUUUGCAACUCAUGUUGAAGAUUUACCAAGCAAAUCUUAUACCAAGUUACAACUUAAGGAUUUUGUUGAUUUCUAUAACAAAUUGAAGGAUUACUCACGUGUUGCUGCAUUAAGCCACUUUGAAAAUUUAAAGAAAGCUCAAAGCAGUGCUACUCCUCCUGGUGAAGAAGCAAACCUGGAAGCUUGUGAUGAGGAGAUCGAGAAAAUCUAUAAUGAGCUUUGUCAAGAUAACAUAAUAUCAGAAUUUGAUUCUGAGAAUCUUCCAUCAAAAAAUUUUUGCUUCAGUGAACUUCUUAAAGCUCUGCAGGAACCAAAGUUCAAGGUUCUUGAGUCAGAAUAUCAGUUAUCAAAGCAGUUGUCAUUGGCAGAGACAAAUUUGGGAUCUGCAAUUGAACUUUCGAAACAUGCAGCAUCAACACUGAGUAUUCUUAAAUUAGGAUCAGCAGAGGAGCAAUCUAGUUAUGUAUCUAAGUGGUCUAAAAUAGUCAAUGUAUGUGCUCAAGAGCUGAGACAUGGUGCCUCCAUUUGGAAACAGGCAUUGCAGAAGAAUGUCCAGAGUCAAAUGUUAUCUAAAACACAAGGCAGGCAAUAUAUCAUCUGUCUUGCUGAGAUUUACAGAGUAGUCCAGGUUCUUGGAGUUUCUGCUGAACUUUACAAGCCAUGGAUAUUGUCAGAUAUUGAAGAACCUGUUGGCUUGUUUCGUCUUCUAAAUGAAUGCUCUACACUCUGGUCAACUUCAGGGCUUGAUGAAGCUCUUCAGAUUAUUUCACAACAAUAUGCUUCAGAGUUCGGUGCAACUUUGAAUGCACUACUGGAGUCUAUGAAGUGCAUCAAUGAUAUUGAUGCACUUUUACUCCAGAACCAUUCUCUCUCUCAAGAACAACCUAUCUGUCAACUGUCAAUGUUAUCCGCAGGAAUCGUGCCAGGAAUGAAAAUGGUGGUUUGGGAUGGAAAUCACUACUCGCUGAAGCUUGCCAAUUUGUGGGCAAAUCUAAUCAGUUCUGAUCCUCCAGCUUUGGCUGUCAGCUAAUUGGCAAGCCACAACAGAAGUCGGAAAAACUUUUGGACUGGGUGUUGGUCUGAAUUGCAACUAUGUCCUCCAAUUUCCUCUUAGGAGGGCAUCUGAAACAUAGCAAGUGGCCCGGCCAUAGAAAUCCAGUGAGUUAGAAAAAUUUGAAAGACUUCAAUGCAUACCGACCAGGCUGCAAUUCAACUUUUAAACGUUCCGACACUUGAGUGAUACUGGAAGGAUUGGCUCUCAUCCAAAAGCCAAAAAAAGAAUAGAAGAAGAAGAGUGAUUGAUUUUCUUCCUGUUGGAUUGGUAUUCUUUUAAAGGGAUUUGUAGCUAUAGCCCUAUAAAUUUGUUAUUGGUAAUGCUAGUAUCAUUCUCUGUUUAGAAAUGUAUUAUGUUAAGAGAAAAAUGGGUGGAAUAAAGAAGGCACCCUAUACUUAGGAACAUUUUUUCUAAUAUGGUGUAUUGCCAAUUUAUUAUAGUAUAAAGAGAUGAUUCAUUGUAACUUUUUUGAUUGGUUGUGCAGUUUUUCAUUCUGUAUUAUGUUGAAACAAAUUCUUAUAGUAGUUUAUCCAUUCUG